AUCAAGGCGCACGCCUAACGGAGUUUGCAGACGAGUUGUGUUACGUACUAUCGUUGUAGGUUGUACGCUACUAACGAUCAGUUGUUGGGCCUCUCGUUUUAUCGGUUUAGUAAACGCUGAUGGACUUCCAUUGAAAAAGGACGGAGAAGAAGCCAGUCUGAUCGAUCUCUGCAGAAUUGCACUCGGUAGAGUUGCUUAAGACUUAAGUUAAUAAACCGGCUGACGACGUCACCGUCAUGUCAUCCAAACCGACCUGUCUCAUAGUGGCGAGUGGAGCUGCUCAAGGGGUCUCUGCCCAGUCUUUCCUGCAGUCCUUCACCCUAUGCAGCGCUGCCUUCAACGUGCAGACAGCAACACCUGGGGGUAAACCUAUUGACUUUGUCGGGGUUGACGAAGGCUCUUCGAGAUGGGUCCAGGAAUUCAGCGUGAAGCCUUACGCCAACCCAGCAAAACUGGAGUCCAUAGAUGGAGCACGGUACAAUGCCCUGCUCAUCCCAGACUGCCCCGGUGCGCUCGGUGACCUGGCACACAGUGGGUCCCUGGCCCGCAUUCUUGCUCAUUUUGUCUCCCAGCAGAAGCCCGUCUGUGCCAUUGGACAUGGCGUUUCUGCGCUGUGCUGCGCCACAGAGGAACAGCGGUGGAUUUUCAGUGGCUAUAGUAUGACAGGGCCAUCAGUGUUUGAACUGGUCCGGCAUUCCAACUUUGCAAAUUUGCCUCUUAUAGUGGAAGACUUUGUGAAGGACAGUGGUGGGUCUUACACUGCCAGCAUAGAGGAUGCCAUUCAUGUGGUUCUGGAUAGACACCUUGUGACAGGUCAGAACCAGCAAUCCACUUCAGCUGCAGUCAACAAUCUCAUCUUGCUUUUUAAUGGCAGGAAAUAACUGCAUGAAAACCACACUCCAGCUAGUAAUCAUUUGUAUAUCCUGCUCGUUUCUCCAUCUAGAUUGAAGGUCCAUUCUCUAGCCAAUACUUUAACUAUACUUUGAUAUAAGAUACAUGCUGGUUGUGCACAAUUGCAGCUGUGGUAUGUGCUUUAUGACAGUCUAUGCAAUACUGUCUUCUAGGCUGGCUGUUCCCAUGAUUUUUAUGGUAUCUGUGGUGUAUUCUGUUUUCGGUUUCAUUGCAACUGUUUG
This is a messenger RNA of Scleropages formosus (Asian bonytongue), 1133 nucleotides long. RefSeq names its product glutamine amidotransferase class 1 domain containing 1 (gene gatd1). Gene Ontology annotation, cellular component: cytoplasm. The coding region runs from base 237 to 881 and encodes 214 amino acids. The record is from RefSeq and is a predicted model, not a curated record. Gene Ontology annotation, molecular function: glyoxalase III activity. The transcript is spliced from 8 exons. NCBI's taxonomy places the organism in Eukaryota, Metazoa, Chordata, Actinopteri, Osteoglossiformes, Osteoglossidae.